AGCAUAAAAAAGUAAAACAAUUUUAAGCGUUGCGCGUCCACAAAAAGCUUUCAUGGAUUUCUUGUUGCUGCUGAUAGAAGACCAAGAAAUUUACGCUUCUGAGAAAGAAUCUGUUAAGAAAGAAUGUUAACAAAGAAUCAUUGCCGCAGCUGCGGCAGCCAUGUACUGUAAAUCGUAUUUCAACAUUUCCUUGAGGUUGUGAGGGUGGCGGUGGCCUGUGAUCUAAGUUUUAAGUUUUUUCCACAAGCUUUAAAUUACUAUUAAUCCCCAUAACUUCGUGCCAUUCUCUACGUGAUUCUGUUAUUCAUAGAAUUUCCGUAUACACUCUGACUUCCGAAAUAUACCCUGAGUAUAUUUCUUCCUGAAUUGUCCAUGGAAGUCUGCGGAAUCGCGAAGAUUACAUUUUCGAGUCCGCGUCUUAGUAUUCAAUGCAGUCCACGUUUACAACAUUUAUAAAUAGUUCUUUUCUUCCGGAAAGCCGUAAAGUGCACAUUCUUAAAUCAAGACGAACACGAUCUGUGGGCAGAUAUUUAUGGUAUCCUGCGUGGAGUUUGCUUGUCUACCUGUGCCAUAUUGGAUUUGCGUGUGGUGCAAAAAAGAUGACAAACUAAGAGCAACAUGUCGAAAGAUUCCUUGAUGAAAUGUGUUUUAGUUUCGCCACAAUCAAGCCGAGAUUCGAGGAAAAAUGCUAAGAGCAAUGCGACAAGUUAUGAAUGUUUUUCCUUCCUGGACGAUGUCAAGUGUCCUCGUAUUUCAUGCCUGGCUGAUAUCCUGUUCCCACCAAAAAGAAAGCUUCUCCCUGCAGAGUUACUCAAACUAAACAGCCUAGCAACUCUUUUGUGUGUUUUUACUUUGCUUGUGGCGCUGGCAUUAAGUGUUGUAUGCUAUGCAACUUAUUCUGGCACAAACAGCUCUGGAAUAUUUGCGUAUGCAUUUGACGCCCUACUUCAAGCUAUAUCCUCGUUGAUGUUAAUCUGGAGAUUUUCAAGCUUCACGAAUGUUAGUACGGAUGAUAAAGAAACAAUUGCAACACUUGGAGUGGCAUUUGUGAAUGCUGUGUCAGCCAUUUCAAUUAUUGUGCCGACCAUUUUGUCUGUGACUCGCAAAGAAAAGGAAACCGAUAUGAAGAUUACAGUGAUUGUGGCCUCUAUAGGAGUGACAUUAUACUUUGGGUUAUUUUAUAUCAAAUUUAAACUUUCUCGCAAGUUGGGUAGCUCGGCUCUUAUGACGGAUACAAUGGAUUCCCUGGGUGGGUCAUUGAUGGGUCUGGGUGUGUUGGUUAGUUCACUCGUCGUUCUGUUUUCCAAUAAAGCUUGGUUACUGGAUGAUAUAAUAGCUUUGAUCAUCGCUGGACUUAUGUGUCUAUAUGCUGCAGUAGUUAUGAUCAACCAAGUAAAAAUAUGCACUAAUAGUAAUACACAUAAAACUGCAAAAUAACUUUAGAUGAUUUAUACCGCUGAACAUAAUGUUUCUUCUCAGUUCAACAAUGCGAGGCCUGGCGCUAGGAGAUUUGUUGCAUGAAGUCAUUGUUCUCAAGCUAUAGUAAAGGAAUAUUAUACGACCCGGCGAAUAUGAAGGGAUCGCUGCGAGAUUUAUUUAACCAGAAUAUGUAAAGUGCCUAGUGUUUGUGUUGAUUUUAAUGUUUAUUGUGUAAAUAUUUUCUUUGUGCGUCCUACAUUCCUGCUGUAGACGGAGAUAAAAAAUUUGAUAAAUUUCUAGAAAUAAAAUAUGAUCACGAAAGUGUUGAAUCUACGUAAAAACGGCAAAGUUGCUUCAAAACGCACCGUUUUAGGUCCUGAAAUUAAUAAAC
Molecule: messenger RNA, 1810 nt
Organism: Dendronephthya gigantea
Lineage: Eukaryota; Metazoa; Cnidaria; Anthozoa; Malacalcyonacea; Nephtheidae
Product: transmembrane protein 163-like
Exons: 1
Coding region: 619-1437 (272 amino acids)
Biological process (GO): transmembrane transport; monoatomic cation transport
Cellular component (GO): membrane
Molecular function (GO): monoatomic cation transmembrane transporter activity
Source: RefSeq, a predicted model, not a curated record